AUGUUGAAGACAUCCCCCAUUCUCUCCCCCUCCAGCGCCUCCCCCUCCAGCUUCCACAAUGCCUCGCGAUCCUCGCAGGACUCCGUCACCUCUCAGCCGUCCCAGCUGCCGUCCGUGAGCCCGAAGCCGGCGUAUGUGCGUCGCCUCUCCUCGCAGUCGACGACGACAGUCUCCGCCACGGCCUCCUCGUCGGCCCUCUCUCCUGGUCGGUCUCGCCGCACCGGGGCGUCUCAUAGCGAUACCCGCACUCCCUCCCGCGCCUCCAUUUCCACGUCUCCGUCCCCCGCUGCGCUGCCUACGACGACGACUACCAAGAUGACCGUUACCACGACGACCAACAUGGGCGUCAGCGGCGAGACGCUGCAACCCAGCCGGCACUCGCCCGCCCAGGCCCAGCUGUACAACGCCCUCUCGCCCAACAAGCGUCGACUCGCCGCUGCCUCGGCCACUCCAGACGCUUCUUCAGCGCCCCCGGCAGCGCCUCCGGCCUCGGCCGCCCCCCAACAAGCCGUGGCCCAGCAGGCCGCGGUUCAGCAGGCGGCUAAACGAGCCAAGCCUGAGGAACGACCUCCCAUUAUCCUGCCUCAGAAAUACGAGCACUGUCCGGUCGAGCACAUGGUCGAGCUCAUCUCGCACAUGCUGGGAGAGCUGAUUGCCACUAACGACGCAAUUCGCAUAUCGAGCGGUGGCCUGACGCGGUUUCACUCUAGAACCCCUCCCGGUAUCUCGGUUAGGGACUAUCUUCAUCGUCUGGCUCGACAUGCUACCCUCAUACCACCCCUUCUCCUAGCCAUGGUCUACUACAUCGACAGGCUCUGCGCCUUGUAUCCAGAGUUCACCAUCAACACCCUCACCGUCCAUCGAUUCCUCAUCACCGCGGCCACCGUUGCCGCAAAGGGCCUAUCCGACUCCUUUUGGAACAACACCACCUACGCACGAGUCGGUGGUGUGCGUGUGGCUGAGCUACGGCUCCUCGAGCUCGAGUUUCUCUACCGGGUCGACUGGAGAAUCGUGCCGAACCCAGAAAUUUUGGUAGCCUACUACCAGGGUCUCGUGCAGAGAUGUCCUGGAUAUGAGCUUGAGUCGGAUGGAUCGAGCGAGAACGAUGAAGACGACGAGAUUGAUGACGAGGACGACGUCGACGACGAAGAGUAA
Trichoderma reesei QM6a is the source of this 1155-nucleotide messenger RNA. RefSeq lists its product as uncharacterized. The record is from RefSeq and is a predicted model, not a curated record. Gene Ontology annotation, biological process: regulation of cyclin-dependent protein serine/threonine kinase activity. The transcript is spliced from 2 exons. Gene Ontology annotation, molecular function: cyclin-dependent protein serine/threonine kinase regulator activity; protein kinase binding. Gene Ontology annotation, cellular component: cyclin-dependent protein kinase holoenzyme complex; nucleus. Bases 1 to 1155 code for a protein of 384 amino acids. NCBI's taxonomy places the organism in Eukaryota, Fungi, Ascomycota, Sordariomycetes, Hypocreales, Hypocreaceae.